UGUAGUCCGGGAACUACGAGCCCCGGCGUGCCCCGGCCGCGGGCUGUGGCCGGGCGGGAGCGGCAUGGCGCUGGGCGGCUGCCUGCGGGCCGGCCGGGGCCUGCUGCGCGCCGCGGGGCCGCGGGGCCCGCCCGCCCACAGGGGCUACGCCGGGGGCCAGCCGCCGGCCUUCGGGUUCCUCUUCGACGUGGACGGCGUGCUGGUGCGGGGCAGCCAGGCCCUGCCCGCCGCCCGGCAGGCCUUCCGCAGGCUGGUGGACAGCAGCGGGCGGCCGCGGGUGCCCGUCGUCUUCCUGACCAACGCCGGCAACUGCUUGAGAUCCGCCAAGGCCCAGGAGCUCUCCCAGGCGCUGGGGCUGCAGGUGUCUCCGGAGCAGGUGAUCCUGUCCCACAGCCCCCUGCGGCUCUUCAGCCAGUUCCACCAGAAGUGCAUGCUGGUGGCCGGGCAGGGGCCCGUGGAGGAGAAUGCCCAGAACCUGGGAUUCAAGCAUGUGGUCACCAUCGAGGCACUGAGGAAGGCAUAUCCCCUGUUAGACAUGGUGGAUCAGAGCCGGAGGCCAAAACAGAUGCCUCCUCCAACCACUGGCUUCCCUACUAUAGAAGGUGUGAUACUGUUUGGUGAGCCGGUGAGGUGGGAGACAAGCCUGCAACUUAUUAUCGAUGUACUCUUGAGCAAUGGGAAUCCUGGGGCAGAGCUGCAAGAUGUACCAUAUCCCCAUCUGCCUGUUCUUGCCUGCAACAUGGAUCUCCUGUGGAUGGCUGAAGCCAAGAUGCCCAGGUUUGGCCAUGGUACUUUCCUUCUCUGCUUGGAGACCAUCUACAAGAAAGUGACAGGCCAAGAUCUGAAGUACGAGGCCUUGAUUGGCAAACCCAGCACAGUGACCUACCGCUAUGCUGAAUACUUGAUAAAACAACAGGCAGAGAAACAGGGCUGGAAGUCUCCCAUCCGACGCCUCUAUGCAGUUGGGGAUAACCCUAUGUCAGAUGUCUAUGGGGCAAACCUCUACAACAACUACCUCAAGUCAGCUCACCAGAACCAGGUCCAGGCUGGGGUGAAGAGGAGCCUGUGCGCAGCCAGUCCCCAAACUGAGGAUCAUCUUGAGCUGAGGAAGGACUGCAACAAUUCAGUGGAGAGCUGUGAAUCGAUUCUGGUCUGCACUGGGGUCUACCGCCACAAUGCAGAGGGUCCCAGUAGCAUGAAGGAGUGCACAACAGAGACCGUGUUCCACGGCCAUCGGGACUUCUGCUUUGACCCCAGCCUGGUGGAGGCAUCUUACAUAGUGCAGGAUGUGAAUGAUGCUGUACAGCUUGCUUUCAAGAAGGAGAACUGGAGCUAGAGUUAAGACAGGUGUGUCUAAAGAUCUACCAUCAGGGAUUUUAUGUACUGGAAGGGGAAUAGAGGAAAAAUGGAGAGGGACCUGGAGUCAUCUUCUGAUCUAGGCAAUAUGAAAGAAAACUCCCUGUCUCAGCACUAAAGGCCCCUUGCUUUUAUUGCUACUCAUCUGCAAUCCUGACAGCUGCCAGCAGACUUUCAACCAUGAACAUACAUUGCUGCCAUCAAUAAUUGAGCCAUGAUGGAAACAGGGUAUAAGGAGAAGGCUUGUCCUAGCAAUCCCAGUUUUGUUCAUCCGUCAGAGUUCUUUUUUCCCCACCAUUUGUGUGUGAAGAUCAGGCAAGCCCACCCUCCUGCUUGCAAUGUGUUUGAGGAUGAAGCUCUUCCCUGUGCAAGGAGCCACCAGAAGCUGUGGUGGUGGCACUGUGCCAAGGAAAGGCUUUAAGUCUUAACAUUUGCCUUGUGAAGAGUAAGUGCCUACGGACUUUAACAAAUGCAAUUUGCUUGGGGAUUUGUCGCUGCAUCACUGUCACUCUGAAACAAAGUCCCAUUUUGCAGCCCUCUGGCAGCUAUAGAGGGGCAGGGCCCCUCAAAGGAAGCUGCAAUAGCCAGAGCAACUUGCUGCAUGACUGAGGGGAAAGUUGUAUUGUUCCCUGCCCUCUAUUUAGCAUUCUGUGAACACUUCUGCCUUUUCGCAUCUCAGUAGGGAGCCAGCAGCCUGCUCUCAAUAGCAGAGGAAGAAACUAACCACCACAGAGCCUGAAUUUUCAGAGGUGUAUUUGCCCAGAACUCAGUGCUGCAGCAAGAGGCUGUUUCGGCAGUCACCCUGACCCAGCUGUUGCAAGGAGCAUCCCCAUGCUCCAGCUGGCACAGCUUCCAAAGAAGGGCACUUCUUUGCCACAAGGGCAAACCUGAGAGAGUCACAGCCCACCUUUGCUCCUUCUUUGCAUGCAAGGAUUGAAAGAGGAAAUCAAGCCAGGAUGGUAUUUGAGCCCCAAAUCCCCAAUCUUCAUCCUAAAAGUACAAAUGUCUCUGUCCUUCACUUCCUUUUUUCCUCUCUUCCCUUGUGUGGUUUGCAAAUCAGGGAUAUACCAUACAGUCUGAUCCCUGUUCCUUCCUCUUUCUUUUUUAUGCAGGUAGAGUCCCCCUAACAUGAAUUAGCAGCUGGGACUUGCCUGCUCAGGAGCUUUUCCACCUUCUGUUGCCUCUGUGUUCCUAGUUCAGGGUAUCCACAGAAAGAUCAAGACCUGUGUCUCCUUAGAGAGUCCAAAGAAACUAAGCAAGCAUUGCUUCAGAAACUCCAUGUGAAAGAUUGGCUCAGCAAGGAGUGUCUUAAUUCCAGAGGAGCAUUGUGAUUUUAGAAGCAUAAACCAGUCUGCAUAUUGAUGGUAAGCCUUUGGAGCCCAGACAGCCGAGUUGGUGUUCCUAGUUAGCUCACACCACACAGAGAUCAUAAGUAGGUCUGCUCUGCCUCCUCUUCCCUCCCUCUUUCUUUACCAGGCAGCCUCAUACACAGGGUAAAAACAAGAUGUUAUGUGCCAAAGUUUGGGUUGUUCUUAAUUAAAAUAUUAACAUCCAUGUGCAUUGACAUUCUGCUUCAGCCCCUCUCCAUCCUCUCGAUACUAAUGUAUUGUCUGAGGAAGGUCACGCUGCAGAGCAGUCUCUGUUUUUUAUGUUAUGACAGGCUCUGCAUCUGAAGGGGACUGGGUGCUCUGUCAGUGACCCAGGCAAAAGAGUUCCUUUUCUGUGGCUUCUUUCUCUACCUUAUUUUCUGAAUAGGAGCAGAAAAAUACCUUCGGGUGAAUUUCCUUCCUGUGAAAUCCGUAGUGCCAAGCAAUCUCUUCUUCUCUUAGCACUAGUUAGAGUUCUUCUCCUUUAUCUUAUCAGAACAAGAAUUGCUUGGCUGCUUCUAAAAGCAGCUAUAAUGUGAGGAACAGUCUUAGAUUUGAAUCCUUUGCCUUUCAGUGGAGAGAAAAAGAAAUUACCAUUUCAUCUACUUGCACAAGACGAGGGCUUGUCUCUAUUUCCGGAAGCAUGAGUACCAGGAAGGACUUUGCAUCUAACAUAGGAAAGGUCUUGUAGCUUUCAGCACAUCUCCACAGUCAAUUCUGCUGUGGACCUGGUGUGCAACUGGAUGUCCAGAACUAGCUCCAGUGUUCCUCAGCCUCCCUUUUCAGAGGUGACAUCCACUGCAGAAAGAGGAAUUCUCCCUUCCCUUGCAAUAUUUGCUAACUUGGGUGAUAAUCGUCAUAAGAUUAAAUAAGAACUGUCUUCCAGGGUGUGAUUACAUAGACUUCAGAGAGCUUGUUGUGGGCAAUAACACCUUCAAUUUGAUAGUUACGUAUCUGCAGAAAUCCUAAGGUCUGGCCAUCUGUGUGCACUAACCUUUGGCAGAGCUCAUUCUUGUUACUUGUUAAGAUUGUGGUGCCAGUUACUCAAAGACAAGGUGCUGCUGAACCAGUGUUCCCCAAGGGAUGUAGCACUGCAAAUAAUUUUGAGAAAUCACAGGCAGAUUGUAGUUUCAUAUCAGCUUGCACAGCCCACCUCAGCCAGAAGUGAGGUAGGUAGCACCUCCUUCAAAGAUAGGAGGAGGUUUGCAUUUGCACAGAGAGUGAGCCAGGCAUCUCUGGUUUUGAAAUAGCAGUGGAGGUGAGCUGACUGACGUGGAUCUGCUUCAGAUUCCAAAUCUGAUUUUAGCUCCAGAUUUCUUUUUCCCCACCAUGUUAAUGCUGAAACAGUGCUCUGGGAGUCUUAAAACUGUGUAGGAGGAACUUCAGCAAUAAGGAGUUUAAGAAAUGCUUUGCUUGCGAGUUGCAAUUGAGCAGAAGGGAGGAGAAGAAAUCUAGAAGGAUCUUGUACCCUUUCCCCAGUUCUUACCAAGUAAGGUUGCAUAAAAGGCUCUGCUUGUUGGUCUGUGCACUAAUUAGUCAGAUGGGUUGUCCUUGGUCUGAGCAACACUGAGACCUUUCUCUUCUUCCUUUGCUCAGCUGCAUGAAACAUUGUACUUUGUCCAAGUCACUGCCUAGGAACUGCAUGGUCACAGUGGAUGGAAUAGGAAAUCUGGAUUCUCCAGUUGCUGUUGGAUACUGACCCAAUUGUGGAAGAUUUCUACAGAGGAAAGUGCUUGCCAGGGUCUCCUCUUUUCCAAGUGUUUUACACCAGAGUGCUGUGUAGGCUUCUAGCUUACCUGCAGUUCAGUUAUGGACACCGAUUAUUGCUAGGAUUCAGUGAAAUCCUUUUUCCUUGGAAUUGCAGCUUCCUGAAAUGAGCUUCAAGCAUGGCUGGAACAAAAGUUUUCCUUUGUCUCAUGCAUUGCACAGAAGUUGUGUUUCUGGAGCCAUAUUUCUCUCAUUUGGAGCAAGUAUACUUCUGUGUAGAUUAUGGGACCAAGCAGGAGAGGGGACUUCAUUUGCUGAUCUAAUACCUUAAUAUUUAUAUGGUGCACUGCCCUGAACAACAAACAUGGUGAAGAACAGAUCCUAGCAACUUCCAUCUUCUACAGAUGGAUGGGUUUUAGUCAAACAUAAAGCGAGUAUGUAGGGAGGUGAGGCAACUGAGAACAGCAGGGAGGAACCAGAGGAGGGGUAGACCUUGUUUUUGGAUCUGAAUCUUUUAUGCCAUACAAUAACAUAGUGGCCAGAGAGGUCAACUCCUUUAUCCCACAGGACACAUGCAACCACUAGCUUGGCAUUCAGGGAGUUGCAUAUCACUACUGUCCCCUUUUUUCCAAUCUUAAUCCUCGUGUGUCGUCUUCCCCCAGUACAUGGGUAAUGUUUCAGAUUACGUCAUGUACACUGUAGCAGAGUGAUUAGUUAUCAUACAGAGAAAUCACAAGCUGUGAUUGUUUUUAGAUUUCAUAUUGAUUUCAAUCCAGUGCCAGAGUUGCUCCUUUGAUCUAGCAUAUAUUACAAAAUAAAGGAUGUUUUCUUUGAAAUAAA
Molecule: messenger RNA, 5270 nt
Organism: Columba livia (rock pigeon)
Lineage: Eukaryota; Metazoa; Chordata; Aves; Columbiformes; Columbidae
Gene: HDHD5
Product: haloacid dehalogenase like hydrolase domain containing 5
Exons: 8
Coding region: 65-1336 (423 amino acids)
Biological process (GO): glycerophospholipid biosynthetic process
Cellular component (GO): mitochondrion
Source: RefSeq, a predicted model, not a curated record